Exserohilum turcica Et28A is the source of this 1039-nucleotide messenger RNA. RefSeq lists its product as uncharacterized. The coding region runs from base 1 to 762 and encodes 253 amino acids. NCBI's taxonomy places the organism in Eukaryota, Fungi, Ascomycota, Dothideomycetes, Pleosporales, Pleosporaceae. The record is from RefSeq and is a predicted model, not a curated record. Gene Ontology annotation, biological process: translation. Gene Ontology annotation, cellular component: ribosome; mitochondrial large ribosomal subunit. Gene Ontology annotation, molecular function: structural constituent of ribosome; rRNA binding. The transcript is spliced from 2 exons.
AUGUUCGCCCCAGUACGACAGCGAUGCGCGCGAAGCCUUGUAAAGGCACCAAUUCAAUCGCCCGAAUCGAUACCGGCAUUUUUGCUGCCCGCGUUCUCCAAAACACCGCAAAGGACAUUUACUAGCACGACACCAUGUCAAUCGAAGAUUGGAUCUGCACCGCUUUCAAUACCCCAGGGUGUCACAUUCAAGGUGAUUGCGCCUUCAGGAAGAGACAAGGGAUCACGCGUGCAAUCAAUGUCGACCGUACACGUCAAAGGACCACUCGGUGAACUCUCAAUGGACAUUCCUUCAUACGUGCAUAUCGAUCAAGAUGCGAACCCAAAUGGUCCCACUCUCACCAUUGAGGACACAACGGAUGCGAAGCAAAAAGCCAUGUGGGGCACCACGCGCGCAUACCUCCAAAACCACAUUCUCGGUGUCAGCGAAGGCCACAGCGCCAUUCUGCGCUUCGUCGGAGUCGGAUUCCGUGCUUCGGUUGAAGACAGCGCGACCACGGUCAAAUCGGAAUAUCCCGGCCAAAAGUUUAUCAAUUUGAAGGUUGGAUACUCGCACCCAGUCGAGCUCGGCAUACCCAAAGGCGUUACCGCAAGCACACCGCAACCCACACGUUUGCUAUUAGAGGGGCCGGAGAAAGAGGUCGUCAUGCAGUUUGCAGCAGAAAUUCGGAAUUGGAGGAGACCGGAGCCUUAUAAGGGCAAGGGUAUCUUUGUCAACGGAGAGACAAUCAAGCUCAAGAACAAGAGGGUCGGCGGCAAAUAAGCGGGCCAUGGAUUGUGUACUUUUGUGUACUAUAUGUAUUGCAGCUGCACUUACUGGGGGUUCUCAACACUGACGAGCCCGACGGCAGCUUGAAAUGAUUGAAGGAUACAGAUGAUCCGCGCUCGAUUGCGCACACUGAGGCCGCAACUUCACUAUUCUUCCUCUUUGUACCACCUGCUAUUUCCAGCUUGUGAUCAUGUGAUUCACUACGGGUUGGAGAUGCGCUGGUACACGUUAUGUGUUCAGGUUUCAACUAUCUGAAAAUUCCAAUAUCCCG